UAACAAACAAACAAACAAGUUGACAACCUGCACUGUACCCGCUCUCAGAAGUAUCAAGAGCGAAGGAACAAGCAAGAACAGACAACAAAAAUAACAAUUAAUAUUAAUAAAAUAAAAUACAACGCACUCCCUCGUCACUCACACACCACAAAGAUUCUUCCUGUUCCCGCUUUCUCUCUCUCUCGAUCUGCUACUGCUACGAUUCAGAACAAUAUGGAUUGCGGUGCCGGCACGUGUUUGUUUCCGUUACAUCGUUGCAAAACGAUUCACCUUGUGAGACACGCUCAAGGGAUCCACAAUGUGGAAGGAGACAAAAACUACAAAGCGUAUUUGAAUCCUGAUUAUUUUGAUGCCCAUCUUACUCCUCUUGGAUGGGAACAGGUUGAUAAUUUGCGUAAACAUGUUCAUUCCUCCGGAUUAAUUAACAAGAUCGAUCUCGUCAUCGCUUCUCCUUUGAUGAGGACCUUGCAAACAGCUGUUGGGGUAUUUGGUGGGGAGGGAUACACUGAUGAUAAAACGGAUGUGCUGCCUCUUAUGGUGGCAAAUGCUGGAAAUAGCUUCCAUGGUGCAAUUUCAAGUCAUAAUUGCCCACCAAUUGUUGCUGGCGAACUUUGCCGUGAACAUUUGGGAGUUCAUCCCUGUGACAAAAGAAGAAGUGUUAGCGAGUACCAGUUCCUUUUUCCUGCUGUUGAUUUUUCACUGAUAGACAGUGAUGAGGAUGUUUGGUGGAAGGAUAAUGUAAGAGAGACAAAGGAGGAACUGGCAGCUAGGGGGGUGGAGUUCUUGAACUGGUUGUGGACACGAAAAGAGAAGGAGAUAGCGAUUGUGACACAUAGUGGAUUCUUGUUUCACACUCUAACUACAUUUGGAAAUGAUUGCCACCCCUUGGUGAAGAAAGAAAUAUCCAAGCACUUUGCCAAUUGUGAGCUUCGCUCCAUGGUCCUUGUGGAUAGAAAUAUGAUAGGAUCAGAAGCAUCAACAACUAACUAUCCGGGCAAGAUACCUUCAGGGCUGGACAAGCCUAGUGAUGCUGUGGAUGAGAAUGUCGAGAAACAGGGGGUUUAGUUUUGCUACAUGCAUGUGUCUAGUGCCAUUUAAACAUUGAACUGCUGAACAUAUAUUCAUUACUAUUUGAAGAUGACUCAUACGAAAUCUAACGUGACUGUUUCAGAUUUUACACA
This is a messenger RNA of Medicago truncatula (barrel medic), 1181 nucleotides long. Its product is annotated as phosphoglycerate mutase-like protein 1. Gene Ontology annotation, cellular component: cytoplasm. Gene Ontology annotation, molecular function: phosphatase activity. Lineage: Eukaryota; Viridiplantae; Streptophyta; Magnoliopsida; Fabales; Fabaceae. The coding region runs from base 214 to 1065 and encodes 283 amino acids. The record is from RefSeq and is a predicted model, not a curated record. The transcript is spliced from 8 exons.